AUGGCGCCAGUGUCUGUACGGGCAAUGACAGACCAGUCUGGUCUUGAGAAUCUGGUUCAGCGGUCAGGCGGCAGACUCGCCGCUCCGGAUUGGCCAUCGACAUGUCCCCUUUGUCGACCGACAUGCGGGACGCUGCAGCUACAGCAGCUGCACCAAAGACCAGCACCGCCAGCCGGCGCCCUCACACGAUUUCCAAAGGGCCAUGAUUCGGCUGGGCGUACCCGGCACCUGCGGGAGGUCAGUCCAGGUGUCCGACAGCAGCCAAUCCCCCGACGAGGUGAGGCUUUCCUGCAAACAGCGGGAGACUGGGGUGGUGGGAGUGGGGGGGAGGAGCAUGCCUGGCUAGAAGGCUUGCAUGCACGGCAAGGAGCGAGCCAUGGCAUCUGGCGGUUUCUUUCGAUGCGACGGUCAUCUGGACGCAGAAGACGGGCCCGCUCAUCUGGCAUUUCUGGUCUUUUAGGUGCUGAGGCGGCAUGUGCGCGCAUUGACGAGCCCCGCGGGGACUCCAUUGCGAUUGUCAUUGGCGUCAUUGCCUGGCAUGUCGCAGCUCAACAUGCUGUUCGAGGCAUGACAGCUGCGGGAACCAUGCACGCGCUGGUUCAGAAAAUCUACGCAAUGGGCAGAGUGAUGUGA
This is a messenger RNA of Verticillium alfalfae VaMs.102, 633 nucleotides long. RefSeq lists its product with no specific name. The transcript has a single exon. Bases 1 to 633 code for a protein of 210 amino acids. NCBI's taxonomy places the organism in Eukaryota, Fungi, Ascomycota, Sordariomycetes, Glomerellales, Plectosphaerellaceae. The record is from RefSeq and is a predicted model, not a curated record.